Durio zibethinus is the source of this 1743-nucleotide messenger RNA. Lineage: Eukaryota; Viridiplantae; Streptophyta; Magnoliopsida; Malvales; Malvaceae. The record is from RefSeq and is a predicted model, not a curated record.
ACUUGAUUAAUUGAUUACUUUAGAGUAUUAAUUAAAGAAAGAAAAGCUUAAAAGGGCUGUUUGAUUCGUAUAUAAUUUCCACGUCCAUGAAAAAAAAAAGCUCUCAAUUCCAACCAAACUUUAACUAAGCAAGGACAAACUUGAUAACUUGUCGUUUAAUCAAACGUCACUGGAUCUCUUUCUUCUACGUUCCCAAAUUUUUCUUCUUUCUUCUUCUGAUAGUGUAUCCAGAGAGAGCUAAGAAGCUUGAGACGACGACGUAGAAAGCCAUGUCUUACGAUUAUCUUUUCAAGUACAUCAUCAUCGGUGACACUGGUAGCCCAUCUCUCUGUUUGAAAAUCCCAAUUUGUUUAGGAGUCUCUCUCUCUCUCUUACGACCAUCCUUCCGACCAUCCUUCCGACGCCGGUUUAGGAGUUUGCAAGGCUUUCGUAUUAUUUUUCCUCUCCAUUUCAAAGCAUAGUCUUGACUCUUAAUUCGUGGGUGCCAUUGACAUGGAAGCAGUUAAUAUCCACAAGAGAGCCAAAAAAUGGCGGAUUAAGAAGGGUGAAAUCAAAGCAACAAUUAGGGGUUCACCUCUUAGAUUGAAAAAAAGGCUUUUCAACAACAAUUUUGAUGGAUCCAUUGUAUUGGAUGAAAGCAGAAAUGAUGGAUCUUGGAAUGUUAGCUUUCAAGUCUUUGAAAGCCAUGAUGAAUCAAUUUUGUACAAGAAUCGAAUGAGUCUAUUGAAAGAUUGUCCCUCAAUUGUUAAUGUUUACAACUUGAUUUCAUAUCCAAAUUUUUCACUCCUGGUGGUGGAUAGACUUGGUAGGAGUUUUCGAGAGUGGUAUAAAAACUGCAAGAAUUUGUGGGAGAAAAAUGGAGAUUUUGUACAUGCAAGUUUGGAGUUUCGAAUAGUGUUUAAGAAACUUAUUGUGGCUAUACAAGAUAUGCAUUCUAGAGAUAUGUUUCAUGGAAACAUAACCAAAGAUACCGUUCGAGUCACUGAAUCAAAUGAAGUGCAGUUGAUUGAAUUAGAUGUUAUUUCAUUAGGAUUAGCUGAUGGCAUUCGCCGCGAUAUGGAUUGUUUAAGAGAUCUUGUAAUGAAAGUGGUUAAGCAACACGAAGUGGAAGAAGAAUUGCCUGAAGAGUUGAAGAUAUUUUUUGAGUUGCAUAAUAUGAUACCAGAUGGAGCUUCGAGUGAGUAUGAGAUGGAAAGGCAUAUGAAGAAUAUUUCGUUUUUUAUCUUCAACAGUCCCUUGUUUUGGGAUUGUACAGAUAGAUUCCUUUUUAUCCAUAAAGCUGCAACUCUGAGGUCCUUGAACACGAAGGAAUUUGAGACAUCUUUCAAGAUGUCUGGUACAGAUGCAGGUCCAGCUUGCUUGGAUGAUUGGAAGACAUUUGUUCCCAGUUUUAUUGGUUCAUUACAUUUUCUACAGAACAAAGGUGGUAAAGAGGAAUUUUCAACUCCAGGCUCUAGCCUUGAGUAUCUUAGGGCCGUGUUCGCGCAUUAUCAAGAUGGGAUAACUAAUUCAACAAAUAAGAAAAAGAGAAGCGGUAAUGAAGUUACAAGUUUUGGUACCAUGGAUGUAGAACUCCAAAAACAUGUACAUCCAAUUUGUCCACGAAUUUACUAUGCCAUUGCUUCUGGUUACAUGAGAGGUGAAACACAUUUUCCCAACUCCAAAUCCAAUGAUGAGCAACAACAUGAAGUGAUUGAAUAUUUCAAAAGGCACCAAAUGUGCAGGCGUUAUCUACUUAGUUAG